Ixodes scapularis (black-legged tick) is the source of this 491-nucleotide messenger RNA. RefSeq lists its product as uncharacterized. The coding region runs from base 43 to 414 and encodes 123 amino acids. Lineage: Eukaryota; Metazoa; Arthropoda; Arachnida; Ixodida; Ixodidae. The transcript is spliced from 3 exons. The record is from RefSeq and is a predicted model, not a curated record.
GAAACGAGCAGGUAACUCGAAGCAUCCCCGUCCCUAUACAACAUGAACACCUUCGCCGCCCUUGUGCCCUGUCUGGUCCUGCUCGCCACCUGCUGCCAGGCCGGCUACGUGGCCCCACACGUCUACCACGCCGCCGCCAUCCAUGUCCCCGUGGCCACGACGGUAGUGCGUCAACCGGUGGUGGUGCACCACAGCGACGUGGCCUACGUUCCACCACACGCACACGGAUACACCAUCAGCCAAAAGAAGGUCGUCCACCCCAAGACCACCGUCACCAAGCAUGACCCCUUCUUCGGCACCUACCACCAGGCCGAGGUGCACCACGCUCCAGUGGUGACCGGCUCUCAGAGUUCCGUGCACCAGAGCCGAGGUGGGCACUUCGUGCACCGCCCUGUCGGCACCGUCGUCUACUAGAAACUCUUCCAUUUCAGAAUCACCCCCUUCAUUCCAUACUGAGACUAUUUGAAGCGCAAUAAAUGCAACUAACUCUA